AACACAGUAGUAUUAGGUGUGCCAGUAUUACAAACUGACCAAUCAUAAGAGCCUAUGGUCAGUAUAUAAUGCUAUUUGUAGGAGAGGAAGCGAGAAGGAUCUCAAUGUGUAAGAAAGAUAUCAAAUGAGAGAAGGAAUGAAAAGAAGAAUGAGAAGGAAACGGGAGGAGGAAAAAUGAAAAGGAAUGAGGAGGAGGAGGAGGAGGAGGAGGACUGUCAGACACCUCGCCCACAAAAACCCGAUGCAGAUGCGCCCGAGCGGUGAACACGUGCGACGCUUGCUGUUUUUGCAACAGGCGCGUUCAAACGCGGUGAGAUGUCCAAAAAAUUGUCUCGAAACGAUGCCCUCGAAAUUAUAUCUACGUGGAAUACAAACGACGUCUUGUGUCUCCUAAAAAAGAAUGGCUUGGAAGAAUGCUGUACAGCAAUUUCGAAACGGCAAAUCGACGGUGACGAGUUGUUACACUUGACUGAAGGGAAGUUGGCUCUAUGGAAGAGUGACCUCACUCGUUCUUUGAUAUGGGAACUUCGUACGCUAGUAGAACAAAUUAAAAAAUUUCCGGAAAAAUAUGUACAAGAGAAAAAUAUCGAAACGGAACAAAACGAAGAUCACAUGAGCGAUACCAGUUCAUGGGACACAGAUUUCGAAGAUGAGAUAACGGAAGACCACCAUAAUUCUACUUUCACCGAUACCAAGAACAUUAAUGAUAAUCAAAUUAAUUCCAAUUAUGGUAAUGACUGUAAUAAUAUUUCGACAAAAAUGAAAACUAUUAAAACUAAUGAUCAAGUUGACGAAAAUACGAUGGGAAAUGAGGAGGAAGAUGAAGAAACGACUUAUGAAAAUUUCGAAUCUACUUUACCGGACGAUAAAAGUGUUUACGCUAAUUAUAAACAUAACAUGACUAAUCAACCACUUAAAAAUGUUUCAAGAUUACACGGAACUAUAGAAAAAUCAUUGGCGGAACAAUUGAAAGAACAAUUGGAAUUGAGAAAUUCGAAGAAACCAGUGUUAGGACCAAAACCGGAAGGAAUCAUUUCGAAAAGGCCAACCAAUUUUACAAACAUUUCGAAACAACCACGAAAAUCAUUUUUACACGAUGAUUCGAAAACGAAACCUCGGCCACAGAACGAUCAUCAAAGAAGAAUGGCUGUUCCACCUCCACCAACACCUAAAAAAAACGUCGAUCAAAUUUUGACCAAAGUAGGAAAAGACGAUCAGGAUUUAUCGAAACCGUCCAUAUCGAUUAGAAAUUUGGAUCUCAUUGCCAAUUUGCCAACAAGGCAAGAAGAAAGUGAGGGUGAAUACGAACAAUUUGACGAGCAAAUAAUAGAACAAAAUCAAAGAUCGGUGAUCUCAAGAAUCGACAGCAAACAAUCGUUGACCAGCGGAGCUCAAAGUUCUGUUGAAAGCAUUUAUCAAUCGCCAAGUACAACCAGUUGUGAAGAGGAACAAGAACACUAUGAGAUUUAUGAAUCCAUUACGGAACCACCUGAAGACAAUGAUAAUUAUUUAAGACCUAUUCAAAGAACACCAAGCAGUAAUAUUGUACCUCCACCAUUACCCAUCAAACCAGCCAUCACGCCACCCCCAACGUUACAUCUAACAAAAUCGAACAAUGCAAAUGAACGUUCACCGGAUAAAAAAUCAGCAACUUUACCACAUUCUGGUAGUAAUACUUCAUUAUCAUUAAAUGAAAGAACUACGAGACCAUUACCACCACCACCAGAUCGAGUAUCUUAUAUUAACAAGCCUUGGUAUCACAAUGUUACUCGAUCUCAAGCCAUAACACUCAUUUCGGAACAAAGUACUUACGGCACUCCGCAAGAUGGUUACUUUCUUUUCAGACCUUCUACCACCAACGUAAAUAGUCCAUUGGCUCUUGUACUUUGGUGCAAGGAUAGGGUUUACAAUAUUCCAGUUAGAAAACGAUCUGACAAUAGGUAUGCUCUGGGAUCUCCAAAAUUAAACGAACAAUCAUUCUCAAGCGUUGAAGAAAUUGUAACGUGUUACACGAAAGAAGAAUUGGUUCUUUAUACUGGUGGCGUGCAAACGGGAAGUACGAAAUUAACAGAUACACCGAAAUGAAAUAGAAACAAAAAGAAAAAAAAAAAAGAAACGUCUCUCACGUAAGAUGGAAUUUCUACUUCUCAAGAGGAAAUGUAAAAAAA
Messenger RNA from Polistes canadensis, 2168 nucleotides. RefSeq lists its product as uncharacterized. The record is from RefSeq and is a predicted model, not a curated record. Gene Ontology annotation, biological process: intracellular signal transduction; cell surface receptor protein tyrosine kinase signaling pathway. Lineage: Eukaryota; Metazoa; Arthropoda; Insecta; Hymenoptera; Vespidae. The transcript is spliced from 9 exons. The coding region runs from base 316 to 2085 and encodes 589 amino acids.